Cydia strobilella is the source of this 5450-nucleotide messenger RNA. RefSeq names its product homeobox protein cut (gene cut). Gene Ontology annotation, cellular component: nucleus. Bases 507 to 4559 code for a protein of 1350 amino acids. Lineage: Eukaryota; Metazoa; Arthropoda; Insecta; Lepidoptera; Tortricidae. The record is from RefSeq and is a predicted model, not a curated record. Gene Ontology annotation, biological process: regulation of transcription by RNA polymerase II. Gene Ontology annotation, molecular function: DNA-binding transcription factor activity, RNA polymerase II-specific; RNA polymerase II transcription regulatory region sequence-specific DNA binding. The transcript is spliced from 11 exons.
AGAUGCGCACAGUUGGAGGGGCUUCGCUCGGCCGAAGGAUCGCACUGCAGUCGAGCCCCGCGCCGACCGCGAGCGCACGUCCAGCGCCGUGCCCGCGACUUACGUAACAACUGAUCGGAUCGAACCUUCCGAUAAAUCAAUCGCGAUCGUCAACUGUCGAUAAUUUGUGCACCGAUAAUUUUUUUUAUCAUUUUUCCGCGCCGAAACAAGUGAACUCGAUUGUGUACUUUGUGUUAUUUUUUUUUUCACGCUUUAUUUUUGGGCGUAUAUGAACAGUGUUUUGAAUUUGAUUCUGACGGACCAAGUGUGAGAACAACUGUUUUUCGGACUCGAUUGUCCUGUGAUUUUAUUGACAUAAAACAUGGUGAUAUGUGGACACAUUGUGAUAUUUUCUAUGUGAUAACAACACCUGACUUGACACUGAUGGCACAAUAGCGAACAAACCGAAAGUCCUCUGCCAGUCCGUUGGCAUGCCGUUCGGGCUGUGAAAUGCCCCUGCAGCCCUAAUGCACCCGACGGGGGCAAGCCUGCCGGCGCCGGAGGCCGAGGUGCAAGCUAUGCACUCGAUGGACUGGUUGUUCAAGAAGGAAAGGAUAUAUCUACUGGCGCAAUUUUGGCAACAGCGAGCCACAUUGGCCGAAAAAGAAGUGACCACGCUAAAGGAGCAGCUAGCGACCACGAGCCCCAUCCAGGCCUCCGUGCCCAAGACCAAUGGGUCCCUGGAACGGGAGAGGCUAGACUUUAGUCCCAUUAAGGAGGAGGUUGAGGAUAAGAUGGAGAUGGCCAGGAGCGGGUCGGCCAGGAGCAGCCCGCAGGGCGGGUUGGAGAGCGAGCUGGCGGCUAAAGAGAAAGAGAUCGCGCAACUAGUAGAAGACGUGCGGCGGCUGCAGGCGUCGCUGGCCGCGCUGCAGGAGGCGCACGCGCAGCAGCUGCAACGGCUGGAAGAAAGGCUGGACGAGAAGAAAGCGCACAUAGCGAGGCUUGAAGCCAGGCUCGACACGCAGAGGGACUACGAGGAUGUGAAGCGGGAGGUUAGGAGGCCCAGCCUGGCUUCAGAGCCUGACCCGCGACCAUUUGCCCAAUUCCGGGAAUCGAUCCCGCGACCCGUCCACCCCUAUAGACACCAUCUGAGCAACAUGCUCCGGUCCAUGGACCUCCGAGACUCAGCCGAAAGAGCCGAAAGAGCCGAACGCAAGCCCGAACCCCUCCGGUCGCCCGCCGCGCCCGCGCGGGACGACGAGGAACGCGAGCGCAGCAGCGAACGACGCGAGACAGGUGGCGAGGAGUGGAGCACGCCGCCGCUGAACAACAACACGACACACCACAACAACAACCCGCCGCUGCCGCUGCCACCGCCGAGCCCGUUCCGCUUCGAAGAGCACCGGCCUUACAGAUUCGCUGAGGACAUGGGACCUUUACCUCCAGGCGCGCUCGUUGGACGUCUCGGAGAUUCCCUUAUACCUAAAGGCGAUCCUAUGGAAGCGAGACUACAAGAGAUGCUAAGAUAUAACAUGGACAAAUACGCAAACACAAAUCUAGACACACUCCAUAUCUCACGAAGAGUGCGCGAGUUACUCUCCGUUCACAAUAUCGGACAGAGACUGUUUGCUAAAUAUGUCCUGGGGCUCUCACAAGGGACGGUGUCGGAGCUGCUCUCGAAGCCGAAACCGUGGGACAAGCUGACGGAGAAGGGGCGCGACUCGUAUCGGAAGAUGCACGCGUGGGCCUGUGAUGAGGCGGCCGUGAUGCUGUUGAAGUCCCUCAUUCCAAAGAAAGUGGGCUCCAAGGACGGCAGCAUGGGCCCCGGUUUCGGUCGAAGCGAGGGUGAGGGCGACGAGCGGCUGGCCCAUAUCCUCACGGAAGCCUCGCACCUCAUGAAGCCAGGCCAGCCGAAUGACGACUCGCGGAGCAAUGAUGACUCCAACUCGCCGAGGACGCAGUGCUUAUCGCCGUUCUCUAAUAAGGACUCGAGUCAAAACAGAAGACUGAAAAAAUACGAAAACGAUGACAUCCCCCAGGAGAAGGUGGUGCGCAUCUACCAGGAGGAGCUCGCCAAGAUCAUGACCCGGAGGGUGGACGACAUACGCCACAACCGGGACGGCUUCCCUGGAAUGUUUCCUCCAUUUUUCAGCGGCGGCAUGCCACCACACAUGGAGCGGCCUCCCGAAGACCUCCGCAUGGCCCUGGAAGCCUACCACCGAGAACUGGCCAAGAUCCAACCCGGCGGCAACAUUACCAACCUCCACAACAUCCCCGGAAUGCCUCCCUUCCCGAACUUGCUCGCGUUGCAACAGCAAGCCAUGCAAGCGCAGAACCAACACAUCAACGGCUCCGGGGCAAUACAGGAUCUAUCUCUCCCUAAAGACAAGAACGCUAAGAUAAACGGAAUUAUUACUGAUAACGAUAAGGAUAAGCCAAUGGAUGCUGAAGAGGCUAUAAGGCACGCGGGAAGCGCGUUUUCGCUCGUCAGGCCGAAGUUGGAGCCAGGGCAACAGUCCACUGGAUCGUCAGCUUCUAGUCCGCUCGGGAACGCCAUUUUACCGCCAGCCAUCACCCCCAACGAGGACUACAGCAGUUCGGCCGCGGCCAGCCCGCUGCAGCGCAUGGCCUCCAUCACCAAUAGUCUGAUCUCGCAACCGACCAACCCCACGCACCAUGCGCCGCAGCAGCGCUCCAUGAAGGCCGUCCUCCCGCCCAUCACGCAGCAGCAAUUCGAUCUCUUCAACAACCUGAACACCGAGGACAUUGUCAGAAGAGUGAAAGAGGCCCUAAGUCAGUACUCCAUCAGUCAACGGCUGUUCGGAGAAUCUGUGUUAGGGUUGUCACAAGGAUCCGUCAGCGAUUUGCUGGCGAGGCCAAAGCCCUGGCAUAUGCUGACGCAGAAAGGCCGGGAGCCCUUCAUCAGGAUGAAGAUGUUCUUGGAAGACGACAACGCGGUGCACAAGCUAGUGGCGUCGCAGUACAAGAUCGCGCCGGAGAAGCUGAUGAGGACUGGAAACUAUAGCGGAGCACCUCCAUGUCCGCCAAACAUGAGCAAGCCGAUGCCCCCGACACAAAAGAUGAUCUCGGACGCGACGUCGCUGCUCAGCAAGAUGCAGCAGGAGCAGCUCCUCGGCGGCGGCCACCUCGCCCACCUCCCCCCCGCCGGCCUGCUGCUCACCCCCCCCGGCUUCCCCCCGCACCACGCCGUCACCCUCCCCCCGCUCGAGCCCAAGGACCGCAAGCCUCCCCCGCACGCGCCUCCGACCAUGAGGCCGCUUCACCAACACAUUUCCCCGAGCGUCUACGAGAUGGCCGCUCUCACGCAGGAUCUCGACACGCAAACGAUCACUACCAAAAUCAAAGAGGCCCUACUAGCUAAUAACAUCGGCCAAAAGAUCUUCGGGGAAGCGGUCCUCGGACUCUCGCAAGGCUCGGUCAGCGAGCUCCUCUCCAAGCCGAAACCGUGGCAUAUGCUCAGCAUUAAAGGCCGAGAACCCUUCAUUAGGAUGCAGCUCUGGUUGAGCGACGCGCACAACAUUGAUCGCCUGCAGGCGCUUAAGAACGAGCGACGAGAAGCGAACAAGCGACGGCGAUCGAGCGGCCCCGGGCAAGAUAACUCCUCCGACACCUCCUCGAACGACACGUCCGAGUUUUAUCAUUCGAGCUCGCCCGGGCCCGCCACGGGCGCGCCUUCCGCUAAAAAGCAACGAGUCCUUUUCUCCGAGGAACAGAAGGAGGCCCUCCGGCUCGCCUUCGCUCUGGACCCCUACCCCAACAUGCCGACCAUCGAGUUCCUGGCGGCGGAGCUCGGGCUCUCGACGCGAACCAUCACCAACUGGUUCCACAACCACAGAAUGAGGCUAAAACAGCAGGCGCCGCACGGUUUACCGGCGGAACCACCCGCUCGCGAGGCAUCCGCUCCCUUCGACCCGGUCCAGUUCCGGCUCCUCCUCAACCAGAGACUUCUAGAGCUGCAAAAGGAGCGCAUGGGUCUAGCGGGGGUUCCUCUCCCGUACCCUCCGUACUUCGCCGCCAACUCCAAUCUGGCCGCUCUGAUCGGGCGCGGAUUGCUCCCGCCCGAGGAGGCUAAGGACCAAGCGUCGGGGUUAGAUUUAUCGAUGCCGCUAAAGCGAGAGCCGGACGCGGACGAUUUCGAAGAUGACGACGUAGAGAGCAAUCUGGGGUCGGAAGACUCGAUGGACGACGGGGAAUCGAAGACGGAGCCGAAAGCGGCGUCGACGCCGGCGCGGUCGAGCCGGCGCAAGCCCGCCGCGCCGCAGUGGGUCAACCCCGACUGGCAGGACGAGAAGCCGCGCAACCCCGACGAGGUCAUCAUCAACGGGGUCUGUGUCAUGCGGAGUGACGACUUCCGACGCGAGGCGGAGGAGACGGUGCGCGUGGAGCCCUCGCCCGUGCCCAGGGAGGGCUCGCCCGCCGCCCGCGAGCCGUCGCGCACGCCGCACACGCCCCACACGCCUCACACCCCCCACACGCCACACACGCCACACACGCCGCCUGAAGUCCUUCCGGACGACAAGAUAAAGGCGGAGGCCGACGACGACCGGUGGGAGUACUAGACUGUGUGAUGUGAUAGAACUGUUCAAGUGUAAGCGGUGCGGUGGUCCGGCGUAGUGUAGCGACUGUACUGAGUUAGAUCAUAUCAAGUUGGACGGUUAUUUAUUAAUUAGUUAAGGUCUCCAUCCAAUGGAGAGGCGGGCGUAGGCGCGAGUGCAAAUAUUAUUGUGUAGUUAAAUGUACUGUUUUGUUAUAAUUACGUUGUAAGGCCAAAGACUUUGUACAUAGACCCUAUUAGCCGUCUCGUGAUAUGCCUGGCAUACGUCCCGCCGCGGGCGACUACACUUACGAUACAAAUUAUGCAUUUUGCUUUAAUUUUUAAUUUAUAGACAAAGUACCCUGACUCGGUACAAAUAUCUGAGUAUUUUUACUUCGUUUUUAAUAUUUGAAAUCGAUUAUUGUAAAUAAAUAUACCAAAUAUGUAUCGGAUAGGAGCGCGUGUACAUAUAGAGUAGGAGGUUUUGUAAGAUACCGUUUAGAGCGCGAGGUUCAUUAUUGUUAAAGAAAAUUGAAGUGCAAUCUGAAGUAAAUAUAAGCUAUGGUCGAAACUGAAUCCCAGUUGAAAGUAUUAUUACGUUUAUAUGAACCGGUGAGGUUAUAAAUAUUAUAAUUCGGUUAUAUAAGUUUACUUUAAAUUAUGAAUGUUUUAUUUUUUACUGUAUGUUUUCUAUACAUUAUUUUAUACGAGGCGCGACGCUCAAGUUUGUGAUUUGCGAUAGUUAGCUGUCAUUUAACCUUUUAAUUUCCAUAGACAAUAGUUCUCAGUGUAGAGCGAACUUAACGACUUUAGAGAACGUACAAAUUAAAACGAAUACGAUUAAGCAAAUAAUGUAUUGCUUGCGGUUAUAGUUUUAUUUUAUUUUAGCAAUAAAUUUGCUUUUAAUCUUAUUUCA